Molecule: messenger RNA, 2556 nt
Organism: Cheilinus undulatus (humphead wrasse)
Lineage: Eukaryota; Metazoa; Chordata; Actinopteri; Labriformes; Labridae
Product: kelch-like protein 42
Exons: 8
Coding region: 776-2395 (539 amino acids)
Molecular function (GO): protein binding
Source: RefSeq, a predicted model, not a curated record
CACAGCUCUGAGAUUGAGGGAUAAUUCUGAAUCGACUGGAUCUAUUUCAGAGUUAAACAGGACGUCUGCAGCUCAAGAUUAAUCCUUUUUGUGAACCGUUCUGCCUUCUUUUGUAUGCUCUAUCUGCUGUUGGUGCUUCUGAAUCUUUGCUUUCAGCUGUUCUUCUGUGUGUUUUCAAAGAGCAUGUGACAGCAAGAGCUGCUGCAGAAAAGAGGAGCCAAGCAUGGACUAAACCAACUGUUCUGUCCUCUUUCUUUUUCCAUUGUGGUUGCUGUUUGGAAUUCUUCAGGGGGGCUUGUCUUUCCUUAUUAGGAGGACCACUGACAGUGCUGAUGUUUCUGAAUGGCUGUGUGAGUUUUCCUUUAAGAGCCAUCAGAAUCAAAGAUGUAACCAGGCACUUGAACAUUAAUACAAUGGCUUUGAUUUGUAUCAUAAUACCAGGAAAACAAUAGAUUUUUCAAAAAGUAUUUUCUAAUUUUCACACUUACAAGAGAUGUGGUCAGUUCAUGAAUGAAUCUGAUCCAUUGUUUAUGUGCUAAAUCAUGCUGGUUGUGCUAUUUGUGUGUUAAACCUGCAAUUGUGUAGUCUCUUGUAGUAUAGCUGGCUGUUUUGUCAUGUCUGCUUCCCUUGUAUCUGUACUCACAUUUAAAUAAUUUUGCAUUGUGUCCACCAUGCUUUGUAUGCCUGUCCUUUUCAACUGCUAACCUUAAACAAAAGCAGAUCGCACCUUCCACUAAAACCUCAACCAUUGCUGAAUCUAAUCCCUUCCAGUGAGAUGAAUCCUCUCAGACUCUGUUUGGUGACACUUUUUCAGUGGAUAACCUUGUGGCUGACAUACAGUCUCACAAGACUUCAGGCUGCUUUUACAGCCAUAAAAACUUGGAUAACAUCAAAUAUUAAGAAGGAAAGAGGGUCAUGUAAAGCAGCUGUGGUGGGGUGGAAAACCAGUAAAGUCUAUCGCACAUAUUACCAAGGAGAAGAGGACGAAACAAUGGUAACAGUGCAGACCAACACAAAUGCAUUCCAAGUUGACCUUGGGAGGCUCUCCAAGUGCAGCGAGUACUUUCGAGCCUUGUCCCAGUCCAGGAUGAAAGAAACCUCAGAGAGCCUCAUCCACCUGGACCACAUAUCUUCAUUUGUCUUCCAUAAUAUCCUAGAAUUCAUCUUCCAUGAAAAGUUUGAAGUUCCACAAGAAGAGCUGGGUGCACACAUCCAGGUAAGCAGCUAUCUCCUGGUUGAGGUCUUCCUCUCAAAAUGCCUGUCAGUCCUGUCUGAUGUCCUCAGCCCAGAUAACUGUUUGUCUUACCUGAAUCUGGCUCAAGAGAUCUGCUGUGAGGAGCUGAAGAUGACCGUCUUCACCUACCUGAGCAGAAACCUACUGGAGCUACAUCAACUCUUUAAGAGUCUGGAUGAAGAAGAUCAGGCUGAAGUGGUGAACCUGAGAACACAAGGAGAACCAUGUCUCUGCUGCCUUAGAAAAGAGAACCUGACCUCCUGGAACGAUCCAGAAACAGAGCUAGCGCGGCAUAUGUUUGUUUUAAAAGGGUCUGAGGACAGUGGACAUUGGUGCUCGGCUACAGAACUUCCUUUCAGGGCAGAUAAGUGGUGUUUUACUACAGUGGUGCUGUAUAAUUACCUGUACAUUAUAGGAGGCUACAGGCAGCGUGUGAAAAGAGGCUGGGAUUUCAAGAUGACCUCUUUUAGGUACAAUCCCUUCACCCAUAUGUGGGCUGCCACAGCUCCCAUGAUUAAGCACAGAAGGCACUACAGUGCAGUGGUCUGUGAAGGCAGCAUUUACUCAGUGGGUGGCUGGUACCUGGACUCAUUGGUGACUCCAGACUCCAGCACUGCCCUUUAUACAGCUGUUGAAUGCUAUGACCCAUGGGAGGACACAUGGAGGUUUGUGUCAUCACUGCCGCUCACUGACUUCCAGUUUACCAUGUCCUUAUCCCAUGACGUCCCCCUUGCCACCAGCCUCAAACACUGUCUCUAUGUGUUGGGGAGCAUCCAAAGAACUGGAGAGAAACUACUCCUUCAGUACAAUACAAGGGAAGACUCCUGGUCUGAACUGCUCCCCACCCUCACCAGAGCAGAUACAGAUCUCCCUGUUCUUUACUUCCUGGGUGCCACCGACAGGCUGUUUGUGAUUGGUGGGAACAACUCAGAGAAUGUGGUGACAACUUUCUGUGUACAGUCACAGAGAUGGGGAGAGGUGCAGAGGGCUGAGAAAGUGGCAUUUGCCGGACAAGGUACCAUUAUAGGCCACCAAGUCCUGAUGCCGAGUAUAGCACACAACUCUGUUGCAAAGCUGGAUCUCCACACUCUCUCCCUCCAAGCUCUCCCGCCAUUACCCAUCUCCACCCGCUAUGAAUCUGUAUUUUAUCUCCACUUUUAAUGUUGUAGGUGCUUUUCAUACUACACAUUCAGUGAGGUUUGAUAAUACAAAUGUCUCAGAUAAAUUCAAAGUGUAUUAUCAGUGCAUUAGACCAUGGUUCUGUUGGAUUUUGGACACACUGGACAGGCAACAACCCCCCCCCCCCCCCUCCAUUGCAUAAA